Messenger RNA from Gossypium raimondii (Peruvian cotton), 2103 nucleotides. RefSeq names its product UPF0481 protein At3g47200. The coding region runs from base 258 to 1733 and encodes 491 amino acids. Lineage: Eukaryota; Viridiplantae; Streptophyta; Magnoliopsida; Malvales; Malvaceae. The record is from RefSeq and is a predicted model, not a curated record. The transcript is spliced from 6 exons.
CACAUCAUCCUCCACCUUUUCCCUCGUUCAUUUUCUCUUGUUUUUCCAAUCUUAAUCUUUUUCUAGAAGAAAGCAUCACAAACUCAGUUGUUCAUCUCUUUCAACCUUUAGACUCUCUACACGAUGUUUGCAAGCUUGUGUUGAAUUUUAUGAAUUUUUAAAAUUGUAUUUGUUUUGGGUGAACUAUGCUCCAUCAUCACUAUUUCUGAUGUUAAUCAACUCCCUCGUAUUUCCUUCCACCUUUUUAUUUGUUUUUGAUGGGAAGAAGCUAUCUUAAGGAGAUGCGUUCGUAUUCUGAUAUAGAGAAAGGUGAUGUUAAGCAUGGAGUUUCCUCCUCCCAAGAGAAAAUGACUCCAGAGAAUAGCGACUUGGCUAAUCCACCUUCUCAAGAAGAGGAAAGUACUAUAAUUUUCAAAGUGCGUCAUCGACUACGUGAAGUAAAUGAAAAAGCCUACGAACCAAAUGUGAUUCCAAUUGGCCCCUAUCAUUACCGUAAGGCACACUUGGCCAGGAUGGAAGAUUUCAAAAAGUGGUGGUUUGAGAACUUUGUUCAGGAACCCCACCUUGGUAUCGACCAAUUUCGAGAGGCAAUCAGCCCCUUGGAAGAAAAAAUUCGCAAUUGCUAUGAACAACCUCUUUCCUUUAACUAUAAAGAUGAAAAAAUUGAUAAAGAAGAAUUUGUAGAUAUGAUGGUGUAUGAUGGAUGCUUUGUUGUUCAGCUAAUCCUGGAGGAUCAUCAAUAUGAUUUUAGGAAACUGGGACGAUAUAUUUCUGCUGAAAUAUUCCAGGAUUUAUUACUUCUAGAAAACCAGCUUCCUUUCUUUGUGCUUUUGAAGUUGUAUAGCAUGAUAAACCCAAAUCCUGGACCUACAGGACAUUUUAAUGUCUUGGCUACAUCUGCUCUUAAUUUUUUCGGCAAAGAUUCCUGCUCCUUACCCAUAAAUACUACUAGUACCAGGCAUCUUCUAGACUUGGUACAUUCUACUUUCCAACCUUCAGAAAUCCAAGAAAAAGUAGUAAAAGUACCAUGCUGCGUUCCAAAAAAUACUUGUAUCAAGCAUCUUCUACGCUUGGUACGUACUACUUCCCACCCUUCAGAAACCCAAGCUGAAGUAGAAAGCUCACGGAACUCGAUGCCUAGCGCAACAGAGCUGGAAGAUGCAGGAAUCCAUUUACUAAGUGUCCCGCCUAUCCCAGAAAUGCAAAUCCAGGAGCAAUGGAAAGAGUGCAUGUUUGGUAUAACGUUUGACAAGGGCACCAAAGAACUCAAGAUUCCAACCUUACAAGUAGACGAUUUCACAGAGCGUUUCUUUCGAAAUUAUAUGGCCUACGAACAAUUCUUACCAUCGGGGGAGCCAAUUUACUUUGUUGAUUAUGUGGCAUUCAUAGAUGAUCUCAUCAACACAAGCAAGGAUGUGGAGCUACUCCGUAAAAGUGGAAUUAUUGAUAAUUUGCUAGGAAACGAUGAAGCAGUUACCCAAAUGUUUAACAAAUUGGGUAACUUCAUUCAUUACAGCCCAGAAAGCUUCUACUAUAACGAAAUAGCUAAUCAAGUGAACGACCAUUGCAAGAAAAAAUGGAACAUAUGGAAGGCAAAAUUAAAGAAAGAUUAUUUUCACACUCCCUGGUCGCCCAUAUCAUUUCUUGCUGCGCUUGUCUUGCUCCUGCUUACUAUACUACAAACUACAUUUUCGAUUCUUUCUUAUAAUCAGCAGAGGCAGUUAGACUACUGAAGCCAAAGUGUAUCAUAUGAAAUCAUCGCCACCUUUUCCUGGUGCUCUGGAUUGUUGAUCAGGGGGUUGAUUUCUUCUAUAUGUGAGUUUUUGAAUUUCAGGCAGCACUUGGUGACUGCCAUUCAAAGGUGUCAUCUUGUUUCUAAUUUAAUUUCUAGGCUAGAGACUGUAUGUAGUAGUUGCCUUUGUGGAUUCCUCUGUUCAUAUCACCUAAUUUGUAUCUGUCCAAUAACCAUCAGAUUUGUCUAUCAGUAAAGUGUAACACCCCUAACCCAGCCUAGACUUUAUGGCCGAAUCUGGGUGCGUUACGAAGAAGGGUUGUAAAAUUAUAUCUUUUAAGCUAAAUCGUAUUGUUUUAUUAGUUUACCAA